AGCUGUGAAUCUCUAUAACUAACUAAUAUAAUGAAUAGCACACAAAAUAAUUGUGUUCGACGUUAUUGAUUGCCAUUGAAUGACAUGAUUACAGUAUAUUAGAGCUUAAAGUUUAUGAGUUUAUUGAGUGAACAAAUCAGUGGUAAAUAAAUCACUAUAAUGAGUGAUAAUAAAGUGGAAAUAGACUGUCCCGACGGUAAUAGUGUCCAAAGUGGUCAAACUAGCGAUACUCAACACUUACCAGUAGUAGAGCACAGGGAGACAGACAAUGAAGAGGACAGUUGUGAGGAGGACUACGAAGCUGUCAAUGAAUGCGUCUUUUGGCACAUUGAGGCAACAAUUGAUAAUGUAUUUACACCGGAAAUGUUGGUCGAGAUCGAGCAUUCGGCUGAAAAGUAUUGGUUGGCCACAGUUAUGGGCGCUUUCGGUCAGUUAUUAUCAUUGAAAUGGGAAGGGGCUGAGGGGGAGCCUGACUUCUGGUUUGACUUAAAGAGUCGCAAAAUAUUUCCGGCCGGUUAUUAUAGAAAUAAAAGUAACUAUAAGAUUGAACCGCCGUCUCAUCUCAAGUUAGAGACCAAGAAUAUAGUGGACGUAACUAUGAGAUACUUUAAGAACCAGACAUCGACUGCCAAUUGUGUUAAACUUAGUUUGUUUACCAAAUAUGGUUUCACUAAUAUUACCGAUAUUUUUAUGCCUAAUAUGGUUGUCCUGGAAGUGUCGCAUGAGUUUGAGCCACACAAGUAUUGGUUUGCAAGGAUUGUUCAUAACUAUGGAGGACGUCUUGCUCUUCAAUGGGUCGAWUCUGUUGAUACAACAGAAGAUAGCAAAGAGGAUGACGAUUGCAAACGAGAACUAUUCUAUCUUUAUUUUUGUAGUCCAAGAAUCAAUUAUUUAGGUUAUGCCAACUCUAGAGCCGCUGACGACUAUUUCUAUUCUGUGCCCAAAGAGAACCAAAAUAAUUCAGAAGAUAUUAUUGAUAAAUAUUUGGCCGAAAGUUCUUCAGAAUUGAAUGAAUUUAUUAAGACUGUUAUAUCAAAUGCUAAAGAACUUCAGCCAAAGUUAUACAAACCGGGAUCUCUUGAACAGAUCAGACCUAAUGAUAGAGUACUGAUAUUUCCCACUGAGUUAUUGAAGUUAUGUCCGGCCACUGUUGAAAGUGUUGCUAUGGAUGGCAAACAUUUGGUGGUUAAAUGUGAUUCCGAUGAUUUGAUUCGUUUUUCAUACCCUAAUCACGACAACCAAUGUUUUUUGCCUUUGAAUUGGGCCGAUGACCACCAAAUUAGUGUUGACAAUGGAGAUGGAGGUUCCGCCAAAUUGAAUGGUAGAGGAUCCAGAGGUGCACCCAUUUCUUUGCUUAAAGAUUCACGAAUAGAUGAAUUUGAAAUUAAUAGCAAAUUAGAAGUGGUUCACCCAAAAGAUAACACUAAAAUAUGUGAGGGAGUGAUUAUAAGAGUGACGCCACCACUCAUAUGGAUUGAGAUCGCAUCCGACACUAUCACUGUUUUGCCUUAUAAUUCAACUGAUAUCUAUCCGCUCGGUUGGUGUCAUAACAAUGGUCUCGAAGCUCACAAAUUGUUAAAAUCACAGAAAAAGACGUCUAAAUCAAAAGAUAAAGACUUGAAAGUAAAGGAAAUAGAUGUGAACACUGAUCCCAUACAGAACAAUGAAGACGACAUUAAUAUUCCGUCUUCUCCAUCGAUGACUUCAUCGCAAUCUCAGAGCAAUUCCAAGUCAUGGUGUCCCCGCAUUUUUAUAAAUCACAAGUGCUUUACUGGACCAGCUCUUUCAAAGUCAAAAAUAUGUGAAUUACCACAAUAUUUAGGUCCCGGACCUAUUACUUUAGUGUUGCAAGAAGUGAUCUCAAAGAUAAUACAAGUGGCUUACGUUCCCAAUCGAGUGCUCAAUGAAUUGAGUUCAGAAAGUUUUGAAGAAUUGCUUCACAAGAAAAAUAUUAGAAAAACAGAUGAAAUUAUGUUUAAAGCAAAAUACCAGAAGCGCACAUAUCGUGAUGAUGUGUUAGUAGCACUAAAUGCAGACCAAGUAGAAGAAUACUGCCGCUGUGUUUGUGGUCAUCUCAAGUGUUGCUAUAACUUGUUUUCUCCCUUUCAAUUUAGCGGAGAUGACUGUCCAUCUAAUUGCAGAGGUUUAACAAAAUCAAAUAAGUAUUUAAAAAGAGCCGGUUAUUAUAGAGAUAAGGCUCGACACAAUCGUAUGGCACAAAACAAGAAAAAAAUGACAUUAUUACCAAAUAAUGAAGAAAAUGACAAUCAAAAUGGCAAUAAUGAUAAUGAAGAUAAUAAAGUUCAAAAUAGUGAUAAAAAUGAUACCAAAACACAAACAGUUGAACAAAAUCCACAACAACAGCAGCAGCAACAACAACAACAACAACAAACAAACGACGGCUCUAGUGAUGAAUCGACAAACAAUGACAACAUUCCCAUUGAUGCCGAAGAACUUCAUAAACAGCAACAACAAAAAGAAAUGAACAAAAAUGCAACAAAAGCUCAGAAAAAGUCAAAACUUGGACCAAAAGGUAAAAAACGAAAGCGUUCUGUAGUUGAGGAAGAGAUUGAAGUCGACGAAAAUGAAGACAUCGAUAAUCCUAUGUAUUGGUCGAUAACAGAUGUCUACGAUUACCUCAAGAAAAGCGAUUGCUUUAUGUUUGCGCCCACUCUUAGGGAACAUGAGGUGGACGGUGCAGCACUUUUAUUGUUGGACUACAACACCAUAACUAGUCUUUUAUACUCUGGUUAUACCCGCCAGUACUGUAUGGCUGACGCAACAAAACUGUCGACUUUAGUCGAAUCUCUUCGCCAUAAAUGGGCCCGAAUUUCAAAGAGGUUGAAGAAGUAAUCAGAUCUGAUGGCAUUGAAGAACAAUCCAUUUAUUUUGCAUAUAUCU
This is a messenger RNA of Oppia nitens, 2901 nucleotides long. RefSeq names its product scm-like with four MBT domains protein 1. The transcript has 9 exons. The coding region runs from base 160 to 2853 and encodes 897 amino acids. The record is from RefSeq and is a predicted model, not a curated record. NCBI's taxonomy places the organism in Eukaryota, Metazoa, Arthropoda, Arachnida, Sarcoptiformes, Oppiidae. Gene Ontology annotation, biological process: regulation of DNA-templated transcription. Gene Ontology annotation, cellular component: nucleus.